This is a messenger RNA of Brassica rapa (field mustard), 342 nucleotides long. Its product is annotated as 60S acidic ribosomal protein P1-2. Gene Ontology annotation, biological process: cytoplasmic translation; translational elongation. Gene Ontology annotation, cellular component: ribosome; cytosolic large ribosomal subunit. The record is from RefSeq and is a predicted model, not a curated record. NCBI's taxonomy places the organism in Eukaryota, Viridiplantae, Streptophyta, Magnoliopsida, Brassicales, Brassicaceae. Gene Ontology annotation, molecular function: structural constituent of ribosome; protein kinase activator activity; ribonucleoprotein complex binding.
AUGUCGACGGUCGGAGAACUCGCUUGCAGCUACGCUGUUAUGAUCCUUGAGGACGAGGGCAUUUCCAUCACUUCUGACAAGAUUGCGACUUUGGUCAAAGCCGCUGGUGUUGAGAUUGAGUCUUACUGGCCAAUGCUAUUCGCCAAGAUGGCUGAGAAGCGUAACGUCACUGACCUCAUCAUGAAUGUUGGUGCUGGUGGCGGUGGUGGUGGUGCACCUGUUGCUGCCGCUGCACCCGCUGCUGGUGGAGGUGCCGCAGCUGCUGCCCCUGCCAAGGAGGAGAAGAAGGAUGAACCAGCAGAAGAGAGCGAUGGAGAUCUUGGAUUCGGCCUGUUCGAUUAG